Molecule: messenger RNA, 1569 nt
Organism: Rotaria sp. Silwood1
Lineage: Eukaryota; Metazoa; Rotifera; Eurotatoria; Philodinida; Philodinidae
Source: the annotation of a GenBank genome assembly
AUGUUUUGGACUAUUUUACUAUCGUCGAUCACAAUAUUUAUCAUUACAAUCUAUUUUUAUAUCAAAUGGAAAUACUAUACACUACGUGGUUCAGUUCCGGGUCUAAAACCUGAAUUCUUAUUUGGUAAUCUUCGUCAACUCGACAUUAUUGCAUCAAAUGGAGAACAAAUCGAUACUUACACUCAUGGUUGUGAUAAAAUGCAAAGAAAAUUUGGAGAUAUAUUUCAAUUUUGGAUGGGUGCCACUCAUUUGUAUAUAUUUUGUCGACCUGAACAUGCUGAACAAAUUUAUACAGACCAUUGUCGAUUCGAUCGUGCUGAUAUGCGUGUAAACACAUUUGGAUUAAUAGCGGAGAAUUUUAUUAUUUCACUUACUAGUUCAAAAUAUAAACGACAUGCUAAAGUAAUUCUACCUAUGUUAAGAAAGAAUAAGUUUCUAUCACAAAUUUCGAUUAUCAUCAAUUGUGUUGAUCAAUUAAUUCAUAUUUGGAAAAUUCGAUAUGAAAAUCAAGAUGACAUUAUAUGUACAUGUCUAUUGAGUGAUAAUCAACAUUUAAUGUUAGAUACGUUCACACUUCUUACGUUUGAUUAUGAUUUAGGUAAUUUAAAAUAUUUAGCCAAAGAAGCAACACGAAUCAAUCCACAAGAAAAAUAUCAACCAUCCGAAUUUGGUCAAGCGUUACUAAUUUGGCUUGAUACAUUGAAACGUAUCACCAAGAAUGGUUUACCAUAUAUCGUCAACUAUUAUUUAUUGAAAUUUGAUCGAAAGUAUCAAAAUGCAUUGAAAAAACUUGAAAAUCAGGCAGAAAAAAUUAUUUCAAAAUGUCAAAUGGAAAUGUAUCCAAAUGAUAAACCUGUUAAUUUGAUCGCAUCAUUAGUAUCAUCAUUACAAACAGAUGAAACAUUAGAAAGAACCAAAAAUGAAGCCGAACAAAGAGGAAUCACAAAAAAAGAAUUAUUGGAUGAAGUAUUAGGAUUUAUUGUGGCCGGUUUUGACACAACAUCAAGUAUUCUAUCUUGGUUCAUGUAUUAUGUAAGUAAAAAUUCUGAAGUUCAAGAAAAAAUAAAACAAGAAUUGAAACAAUAUAAUAUUACAAAAGAUACAUUAUUGAAUGAUUUGAAUCUACUCGAUCAAUGCGAGUAUAUUGAUUGUGUCAUCAAAGAAACAUUGAGAUUAGCACCACUUGCCAUUGGUGCUUAUCGAACAGUCACUGACGAUGUUACAAUUGAUGGAGUAAAUAUUCGUAAAGGAGAAACAGUUGUAUCGGCAUUUUCUUUGAUGCAACGUGAUCCAAGAUAUUGGACAUUAGAUCCAAAAAAGUUCAUUCCAGAGAGAUUCUUUGGUAAUGCUGCACCUGAUGCUAAUCAUCAUCCAUUUGUGUUUUGUCCGUUUGGUGGUGGACAUCGCGUUUGUGCUGGACAAGACUUAGCACGAUUAGAACUAAAAUUAAUCAUUAUUCGAUUGAUGCUAUUCGUCACUUUUGUUGAUGCACCCGGAAACAACGGUGGUUGUCGUCAAACGAUGAGUGUUACACCAAAAGAAGUCGCAGUUUAUAUCAAAUUCGAUUGA